Molecule: messenger RNA, 234 nt
Organism: Staurois parvus
Lineage: Eukaryota; Metazoa; Chordata; Amphibia; Anura; Ranidae
Source: the annotation of a GenBank genome assembly
AAUCACCUCUGUGUUUUUUAUUUUUUCUUAAACCAAAAACCACUGAAAAUUUUGAAAAAAAAAAAGUUUCUUAGUUUUUGUUAUAAAAUUUUGUAAAUAAGUGAUUUUUCUCCUUCACUGAUGUGCGCUAAUGAGGCUGCAGUGAUGGACACUGAUAGGCAUUGAUGGCACUGAUAUGUGGCAUUGAUGUGCACUGGUAGGCACUGACACAAGGCACUGAUGGACACUGACAGG